AUGGCUCCAGGGGAACUUUUUUUUUGUUUGGUCUUCUUUUUAAAAGUGGAACUCAACCGAGAGCAAUGCCUUGCUGAGUUACUGUCUGUUUUCGGCAACGAAGCGCCACAUCAGUCGACAAUUUCCCGUUGUCUUAACGACGAUUCCAGGGUGGGUGCACGAAAAACGGCAGUCACCCAGGAAAACGUCGAUGCUGUGCGCAAACUCAUCAUUGAAGGUAGACAUGCGUCCUUGAAGAUAUCAAAGACCUCAAUUCAAAAAAAUUUACAUGAAGAAUUAGGAGUAAGAAAAUUAGUUUCUGAAGAGCAGAAAGCAGCCAGGGUUAAUUGGUGUCCAAAAACGCUUGACCGUUUCAAUUCCGGAAACUCAAAAAAUGUGUACAGCAUUGUUAGUGGUGAUGAAUCGUGGAUUUACUGUUUUGAACCAGAAAAUAAACGACAGUCGGCUGUUUGGCCAACAGUCAUCCAUUCUCGCAACAAUGCAAGCUCGCACACAGCCCAAAAAACAAGGCAGUAUUUAACGGAAGAAAACGUGGAAUUAUUGGACCAUCCUUCAUAUAGUCCCGAUCUAAGUCCUAACGAUUUCUUUAGUUUCCCAAAAAUCAAAAACAGACUGCGUGGUCAAAGGUUCCAGUCACCAGAAGAAGCAGUUGACGCAUUCAAAAAUGCCGUUUUCGAUCUGCCACCAAACGAGUGGAAUAAGUGCUUUGAAAAUUGGUUCGAGCGCAUGCAGAUGUGUAUUAAUCUUCGUGGAGAAUACUUCGAAAAACAAUAA
This is a messenger RNA of Acanthoscelides obtectus, 774 nucleotides long. Lineage: Eukaryota; Metazoa; Arthropoda; Insecta; Coleoptera; Chrysomelidae. The record is from the annotation of a GenBank genome assembly.